Messenger RNA from Drosophila busckii, 4457 nucleotides. RefSeq names its product small G protein signaling modulator 2. Gene Ontology annotation, molecular function: GTPase activator activity. The record is from RefSeq and is a predicted model, not a curated record. The coding region runs from base 386 to 3907 and encodes 1173 amino acids. The transcript has 6 exons. Gene Ontology annotation, biological process: activation of GTPase activity. Lineage: Eukaryota; Metazoa; Arthropoda; Insecta; Diptera; Drosophilidae.
GAAUGCAACGAAAAAAUUACCGAUUUUUUCUAAUUAAUCAGCAACAAAUACAAAACAACAACAGAAAAUAAUAUAAAAACGAGCUCAGCAGCUGGCAAGUAAGCAGUUAGAGAGAGAAACAGAGCAAGCUUGAACCACACUGAACAGAGAGCGCAAGCUGAAUCAAGAGCGAGAGAGAGAGAGAGAGAGUUAACGUUUCAAACCAAGAACGCAUAAACAAAGCUGCAAACUGAAAAUAUUUGCCCCCAAAGUCCUGCAGACCAAACCAAACAUAAAGCAUAGCACGUAACGCAGGCGAAAUAACAACAACAACAACAACAACAACAACGCUCGUGUUUGGCAAACGUGACAGCAACAGCAACGUGACAACAACAACAACAACAAGAUGAAUAUGCUACACAGUUUCAGCAGCGGCGGAGCUUCCAGCGCUACAGGAGAUGCCACCAGCGAUGCGGAGCUGAAGGAGCGACUAAUAGCGAACGUGAAGAAGGAGGUGAAGCAGCUGAUGGAGGAGGCGGUGACCAAGAAGUAUGUGCACGAGGAGAGCAGCUCGGUCACCUCGCUCUGCGGCGCUGUCGAGGCCUGCCUCAGUCACGGACUGCGCCGGCGUGCCCUGGGGCUGUUCAAGACCUCGUCGACCACGGCGCUGAUACAGAAGAUAGCCAAGGUCUGCCCGGAGGCGGACUAUGUGAGCCGGCGGCUGCUGGAGCUGGAGCUGGCGCAGGAGAACCAUGCGGUGAGCAACAAGCGCUCCUCCUCCAGCAGCGACAGCAUCAUCAAGCCCAAGCUGCUGAGCAAGGGCAGCGGCAGCAGCAGCAGCGUCACCACCAUCAACACGGCGGUGUCGACGGUGGGUCUGAAUGGCGCCGCCACGCCGCUGGGCAAGUACCUGUGGAUACGCCUGGCGCUGCACGAGAAGCGUCUGGCCAAGAUCAUUGAGCAUCUGGUGCAGAAUGCGCAGAGCUAUUAUGACCGUGAAGCGCUCGUGGCUGAUGCCGAUUAUGGCUCCAUACUGAGCUCACUGCUGGUCGGCCCGUGUGCGCUGGAGUUUACGCGCGCCAAGACCGCCGAUCACUACUGGACAGAUCCGCACGCGGAUGAGCUGGUGCAGCGGCAUCGCAUCAGCUCCGGCAAUCGCACGCCGCCCACCUGCCAUCGGCCCAUCAUCAACUUCAAGCGCAGUCUGCACACCAGCUCCGAGGACACCAGCAGCGGCAGCUUCAAGGCCUGCUCGCCGGCCAGCGUGGCCAAGGACUAUGUGGAGUCGCUGCAUCAGAACUCGCGCUCCACGCUGCUCUACGGCAAGAACAAUGUGCUGGUGCUGCCCAAGGACGUGGCCGAGCCCAUGCCCGGCUACCUCAGCCUGCACCAGAGCGUCCAGUCGCUCACCAUCAAGUGGACGCCCAAUCAGCUGAUGAAUGGCUACAACGAUGUCGGCGAUGGCGGCGACAAGAGCUUCUACUGGGGCUAUGCGCUCAACAUCAACGUGGACGAGAUUGUCUAUGUGCAUUGUCAUCAGAAUCGCGGCGGCGACACCGGCGGCACCAUCAUCCUGGUGGGUCAAGACGGCGUCCAGCGUCCGCCCAUACAUUUCCCCGAGGGCGGGCACCUGCAGGCGUUCCUCAGCUGCCUGGAGACGGGUCUGCUGCCCCAUGGCCAGCUGGAUCCGCCGCUCUGGUCGCAGCGCGGCAUUGGCAAGCUCUUCCCCUGGCCCAAGAGCGUGCGUCGCCACAUCUUGCCCUCGGUCAUGGAGUCCAGCACCGAUGAGACGCCCAUUGAUUACGUCUUUCGUGUGGUCAGCAAGAGUCAGCACGAGGAGUUCCUGGCCACGCAUCCGAUACUGGAGCUGGGACGCUCGAGUCCGCGCCGCAAGCACCUGGGCAGCUGCUCGACCACGGGCAGCAGCGACUGCUCCAGCAAGAGCCUGUCGCUGGAGCAGAGCAGCAGCAAUCCGGAUCCGCCGCUCAUACAGGCGAGCCAGACGGCAAGCAUUGAGCUCGUGUGCUCCACAAUGCGGCGUCAGAUCAUCUCGCGCGCCUUCUAUGGCUGGCUGGCCUACUGUCGCCAUCUCUCGACGGUGCGCACGCAUCUCUCGGGACUGGUCAACGGACGCAUUACGCCGGAUUUGGCUGCCGAUGAGGAGGGCCUGACGCCGCAGAAGUGGCAGGAGAUGCAUGUGGAUGGCGUCGUGGCUGGCGAGCUGGAGCUGUACCGCUUGGUCUACUUUGGCGGAGUGGCGCACGAGGUGCGCAAGGAGGUGUGGCCGUAUCUGCUGGGCCACUACGCCUUUGGCAGCACGCGCGAGGAGCGGCUGAGGCAGGACGAGACCUGCAAGCAUUACUAUGAGACGACCAUGAGCGAGUGGCUGGCGGUGGAGGCGAUUGUGCGUCAGCGUGAGAAGGAGAAGAACGCGCUGGCGGUGGCGAAGCUGAAUGCGGAGCAGGCGCGUCUGGCGGCGAAUGCGAGGGCGGCACAGCUGCCCAAUGGCGUGGCACAGUUGGAGCUGCAGGAGGAGGAGGAGCUGGAGCUUGAGCUGCAGCUGGAGCUGGAGCAUGAGCAGCUGAUGGGCGACAAUGAUGUGUUCGAUGACAACGACUUUUCGGACAUAUCCGAUCCGGGCGAGGAGUUUGACUUGCAGGAGCAGCAGCAGCAGCAGCAGCAGCAAGAAGAGCAGCCGGCUCAGCUUAGCUCAGAGCAGGUGGUGCUGGAAUUCCAGAACAUCGAUGACAUGGAGCCGCUGCGUCUGCAGGAGAACUGCUUUGCCGACUCGGAGGCCGAAGGCGAAGCCGAGCUGGGACUCACGCUCGACAGCAGCGGCAACAUACUGAUGUUGAGCAUCAAGAGCUCACCCUCCACCUCCAGCUAUGAGACCGUUGGCAAUGAGUUUGCCGAGCUGGCCGAAUGCAAGCCGCUGGAGGAGACCGAAUUGACCGAAACGUGUGGCCAGCUGAGCAAGUUCCACAGCGCCGACGAUGUGCGUCACGACGAACAGGAGCAGGAGCAGGAGCAUCCGGCUGCAGCCACAGCGGUCAUCAUCACCGAAGCGGCCAGUCUAGAUGAUCUCGAUGUGCAAUGUGGAAACGACGACGAGCCCACCGAAGAGUUUACCUCGCGUAAAACAAGCCUCAUGUCGCCGCUGAACGAGGACAUCACCGUGGUCGCCUCACUGGACGCGCUGCAGGAGCCCAAGUCCGCCUGCGUCUCCCCAGCCAGCUCCAAUGGCGGCGUCUACAGCGUCGAGCUGCUCGAGCAGUUCGGACUGAAUCUGCAUCGCAUCGAGAAGGACGUGCAGCGUUGCGAUCGCAACUAUUCGUACUUUGCCAAUGAGAAUCUGGACAAGCUGCGCAAUGUGAUAUCGACAUAUGUGUGGGAGCAUCUGGACAUUGGUUACAUGCAGGGCAUGUGCGAUCUUGUGGCCCCGCUGCUGGUCAUCUUUGAUGACGAGUCGCUCAGCUACAGCUGCUUCUGCAAGCUCAUGGAGCGCAUGAUUGAGAACUUUCCCAGCGGUGGCGCCAUGGACAUGCAUUUUGCCAAUAUGCGCUCGCUUAUUCAAAUACUCGACUCGGAGAUGUACGAUCUGAUGGACUCGAAUGGGGACUACACGCACUUUUACUUCUGUUACCGCUGGUUCCUCUUGGACUUCAAGCGUGAGCUUGUCUAUGACGAUGUCUUUGCCACCUGGGAGGUCAUCUGGGCGGCCAAGCACAUUGCCUCCGGUCACUUUGUGCUCUUCCUCGCAUUGGCGUUGCUCGAGACCUACCGCGACAUUAUUCUAUCCAAUAGCAUGGACUUUACCGAUGUCAUCAAGUUCUUCAAUGAAAUGGCUGAGCGACAUAAUGCGCAAUCGAUACUGCAGCUCUCUCGCAGCCUCGUGCUGCAAUUGCAGACAAUAAUUGAAAAUAAAUAAAAUGGAUACGGGAAAUGGAACUGGAACUGCAACUAGCAAGGAUCAAGCUGCAAUGUAUGAAUGUGUGUUGUAGUUUAGUGUAAUAGUAGUAGUGUAGUUUGUCUGUGUGUGAGUGGGAAAGGCUCAACUGUCUCGGUACUCAACGUUUAGCUGUUGUACGUACUUCCUAAACAGUAUUGGAAUAUACACACAUAAUAGCUAUAUAUAUAUAUAUAACCAAUACAUAUAUACACUGACAGUUGUAGGCGUGUAUUCUAUAUAUUUGCAUUGCUGGGCAACAGAAUUUUCUUGUAUUUGUAAGCAAAUGUUUAAACGGCUGGGAAACGUUUUAAAAGCGCAGCAAUGUUGUUAAUUAAUUAAAAGCGAAAGCGCAAGCGAAACAAAAAUACUCGUGUAAGUCAAGGACGAAUGGAAAGUGAAGAAGCAAGCAUAAGCAGUAAACUAACGCCGUAAAGAAAUGUAGUGACCUGAAUACUAAAAACGAAUGCAAAUUGCUAAGAUUUAUAACUAUAAUGUAUACAUACAAUAUAUGUGAAGCAGUAAAAUAUAA